AUGCGGUUCUCAGCACUGCUUGUAGCUUUGGCAUUGACCGGCGCUGGGCUUGCAGCACCAUACAAUUCAAAUGGAGCGUCGCUUAUUGAGAGACGGCAAGCUUUGACUGGUCUCUUCAAUGGCGUUAAUAAUGCCCUGGCUGUGACGGCCAGCGGACUGCUCGAUGAAAUCGGCGACGCCUUGAACAAAGGAGACAGGGAAAAGACACUCGAUACGCUGCAGAAGCUGAAGGCCACAAAAAAGCCGAAGAACGUUGGCGAAGCAUCAUCUAUCACUAAAAAGGUCGCUAAGUCAGAGCCUGAUAACAUCGUUGAGUACAGCGCGCGAUUGAUAGCGAAUGGCAUCGUCUCCGGAUCAACAGAUGAUAUACUGGGCUACGCCCAAGGCCUCGGCUCCGUAGAGAAUGGAAACAACAACCAGUAUGGCAAACCAAGCUUUCUUCAUUCCCAGCCUACUCAUCUAAUCUUCUGUAGAAACCCUGACCCGCCAAAGAGCGUCUUUCCAAGGGCGGCAAGCUGUGAUGCGCCAUACACAGUCAGCGAGAACAAGCUCAGGUCUGCUAUCUACAUCCCGGACACUUUUACCUAUGGCAAAAAGCUACCUGUGAUUUUGUUCCCUGGUACCGGAUCUACCGGCUACACCGCAUUUCGGGGCAGCUUCAUCCCAUUGCUCACCGGUGUGGACUGGGCUGAUCCUGUCUGGGUUAACGUACCUGAACUUCUUCUUGGUGAUGCGCAAGUCAAUGCCGAGUACGCUGCGUACGCGCUCAACUACAUCGCCUCCCUCUCAAAGCGAAGCGUUGCUAUCAUCGGUUGGUCGCAGGGCAACAUCGAUACUCAAUGGGCAUUCAAGUACUGGCCAUCAACUCGCAAAGUCACUACCGACCACGUCGCCAUCAGUGCGAAUUACAAGGGCACUGUUCUAGCCAACUUUGUCGACCUCUCUGGAAUUACCAACACGCCAUCUGUUGUCCAGCAAGAAGCUGGUAGCAAUUUCAUCAAAACUCUUCGCUCGGACGGCGGUGAUUCAGGAUAUGUACCGACAACAAGUCUGUACUCUAGCUUCCUGGACGAGAUUGUCCAGCCGCAAGAGGGCACCGGGGCUUCGGCUUACUUGCUCGACCAAAGAAAUGUCGGCGUCACAAAUGCUGAAGUACAAAAAGUUUGCGCUAGAAAACCAGGUGGUUCAUUUUAUACACAUGAAAGCAUGCUGGCAAACCCCCUCAGUUUUGCACUUGCGAAAGAUGCACUUACUCAUGAAGGACCUGGCAAGAUCUCCAGGCUGGACUUGGGAACAGUCUGCGCCUCAUCUUUGGCACCUGGACUUGGAUUGGAAGAUCUUUUGAUCACUGAGAACGCGAUUGUCAUUGCGGGCAUUUCUCUUGCUACGUAUUUGCCCAAGGUAAAGCAAGAGCCGGCGAUUAAGGAAUACGCUUUGAAUACAGCGGGGACGUGUUAA
Messenger RNA from Fusarium oxysporum Fo47, 1458 nucleotides. RefSeq lists its product as uncharacterized. The transcript has a single exon. Lineage: Eukaryota; Fungi; Ascomycota; Sordariomycetes; Hypocreales; Nectriaceae. Bases 1 to 1458 code for a protein of 485 amino acids. The record is from RefSeq and is a predicted model, not a curated record.